Molecule: messenger RNA, 339 nt
Organism: Hymenoscyphus albidus
Lineage: Eukaryota; Fungi; Ascomycota; Leotiomycetes; Helotiales; Helotiaceae
Source: the annotation of a GenBank genome assembly
AUGAGCAGUCCGGCGUCGAACAGCAGCUCCAGUAGUGAUUUAGUGCUCAGAGUCGUGCUUCAAUGCUCCAUUUCAGUCACUCCAGUUGAGUGCUCCAGCGCCUGUCCUCCUCUACAGGCAACACAUGCACCCCCAAAGCGACCGCUGAAAAAUCCACAGAGUGCACCGCCAAAUGCACCCACCCUGUUGUCUCUCCAUGCUGCUGUAAGCGAGACCUUGCUCGGUUCCAUCCCCCAGGUCGGUGCAGGCCACGGUUUGGGCCCUGGACGCCGCACCGCGUGGGAUUGGGCAGCAAAGCAAAGCCCUUGUCUCACCCGCCUCGACCCUGAUCCAGGGUGA